GGGGAGGACACGGAGGAGAUGGCAGUGGCCGAGGCACAGCUGUACGCAAAGGUGUCCAACAAGCACCGGGGCAGGAGCACCUCUGCCCUCCUGGAGCCUCUCCUGGCCAAAGGAUUCCCGGCUCAUAUCGCGCAAAAAGCCUUGGUUGCUACUGGACAAAAGACAAUAGAAGAUGCAGUAAAAUGGUUGCAUUCCCACUGCAAUGACCCUUCCCUGGAUGACCCAAUCCCUCAGGAAUACGCCCUUUACUUGUGUCCCACGGGCCGCCUGCACAGCCGCCUGCAGGACUUCUGGCAGGAGAGCAAGCGCCAGUGCGGGAAGAACAGAGCCCACGAGGUUUUCCCACACGUCACCCUCUGUGACUUCUUCACGUGUGAAGACCAGAAAGUGGAAUUACUGUAUGACAUCUUAAAGCAAGUUGGUGACAGCUUUUCCCAGAGCUUUCCACCAUCCAUUUCCCUAACACUACAUGCAUCUCCCAGCUACCUUGGCUUCUUCAUUGAUGAUAUCCAGGCAAAUGUCCUCAAAGAGUUUGCUGUGGCGUUCUCAUCAGAGGCUUCAGCCCUGGCAGACUGCCACGUGAAGCCCUCCUUGAAGCAGUUCCACCUUACCUUGGCCCACAGGUUUUAUCCUCACCAUCAGAAGACUUUGGAACAAUUGGCCAAAUGCAUUAACCCAGGGGAGCCUUGCCAGUGGGUGGCUGCUCUCUAUUCACGGGACAUGCGUUUUGUGCAUUACCAGAGGCUGAGGGCCCUCUUCCAGUACAAGCCCCAGAACAUUGACGAGCUCCUGAUCAACGCUGGGGAUUUGAUCUACGUGGACCCACGGCAGCAGAGCGACGUGAGCGAGGGCUGGGUGAUCGGCACCUCGCACCGCACCGGCUGCAGGGGCUUCCUCCCAGAAAACUACACCGAGAAAGCCCACGAGUCAGACACCUGGGUCAAGCACAGGGAAUAUGUUUUUAACACAGCUUCGAGACCCCUCACCAAAGCUGGAAAGGAACCCAAUUUAAAGCUGAAUGGGGAAGCCCAUAAUCUCAGCAUCUCAAGGAGUGUAACCAAUGUUCUUUCUCUUCAGCUGUCUCAGAACGCCGCCCUGCGGAGAGCGGUGCUGGUGAUGAGCCACGGGGAAAGAGUGGAUCAGGUCUUUGGCAAAUCUUGGCUUCAGCAGUGCCUGACUGCAGAUGUGAAAUACUACAGAGCAGAUCUGAACUUCCCCUCCUCCCUGCCGAGGCAGAAAGACAGCAUGAAGCAGUUUGAAUGUGAUCCUCCAUUAUCUUGCUGUGGUAUUUUCCAGUCAAGGCUUAUAGGGGAAGCUCUGCUGGACCAGGAGGUGACAGUCAGCUACGUGUACUCAUCCCCCGCCCUGUGCUGCGUGCAGACAGCUCAGCACAUACUGCAGGGGCUUAAAUUAAAUCAAAAAGUCAAAAUCAGGGUGGAACCAGGACUGUUUGAAUGGACCAAGUGGGAAGCAAGCAGAGCAAUCCCUAACUUCAUGACUGUGGCAGAACUGGUGGAGGCAUCUUAUGACAUAGACACAAGUUACAGGGGUAACUUCCCACUCUCUUCUCUGGUGCCAUCAGAAAGUUAUGAAGACUAUGUCAGCAGAAGCUCUGCAGUUAUAAAACAGAUCAUCAGUGACUGCCCCAGCAAAGGUGUCAUCCUCAUUGUGGGCCAGGGCUCCUCCUUGGCAUCUCUCACCCGAGCGCUCACAGGGCUCCCCAGCAGAGACAGCAGAGACUUUGCCCAGAUGGUGAGGAAGAUCCCUUCCCUGGGCAUGUGUUUCUGUGAAGAACAGAGAGAGGAGAACAAAUGGAAGAUGGCCAACCCACCAGUGAAGACAUUAACUCAUGGAGCAAACGCAGCAUUUAACUGGAGAAAUACUAUCAUGGAAGAUUAAAAGGUCAUCACUGCCUUUGCAGUUGUCAAAAAGGAGCCGAAGGCAGGUUAUGGUUCAUCACAGUGCAAUGAUUCA
Messenger RNA from Poecile atricapillus (Black-capped chickadee), 1974 nucleotides. It is a transcript of the gene UBASH3A, whose product is annotated as ubiquitin associated and SH3 domain containing A. Gene Ontology annotation, cellular component: cytoplasm. Bases 19 to 1899 code for a protein of 626 amino acids. Gene Ontology annotation, biological process: negative regulation of T cell receptor signaling pathway. Gene Ontology annotation, molecular function: protein binding. The transcript has 14 exons. Lineage: Eukaryota; Metazoa; Chordata; Aves; Passeriformes; Paridae. The record is from RefSeq and is a predicted model, not a curated record.